Messenger RNA from Doryrhamphus excisus (bluestripe pipefish), 1578 nucleotides. Its product is annotated as solute carrier family 22 member 7-like. Lineage: Eukaryota; Metazoa; Chordata; Actinopteri; Syngnathiformes; Syngnathidae. The record is from RefSeq and is a predicted model, not a curated record. Gene Ontology annotation, biological process: transmembrane transport. Gene Ontology annotation, molecular function: transmembrane transporter activity. Gene Ontology annotation, cellular component: membrane.
AUGAAGUUUGAUGACGUGAUAGCAGAAUUGAACGGAUUUGGCAGAUUCCAAUUUAAACUGGUGUUAAUGCUGGUACUUCCACGUAUGACUUUGCUUUUUCACUUUCUGCUAAAUAAUUUCAUCGCAUAUAUUCCUUCACACCACUGCAACAUUAGCGUUUCAGAUAAUGGGAGUGUUUUUAGGAAUCUGUCCAGUGAGCUGAGGCUCGCUGUCAGUAUUCCAGUCCAGGAGGAUGGGACGCUGAGUUCUUGUCAGAUGUUUGCCGAGCCUCAGUAUCAUCUAUUGUUCAACUCCUCUAACGUUACUGAGCUGCCAACAGUAUUUUGUCAGAAUGGAUUUGUGUAUGAUACGUCCGUCGUCAAGUCUACUUUGGCCUCUGAGUGGGAUUUGGUUUGCGAGAGAAGAAGAAUGAACCAAGCCACAGCAAGCAUCUUCUUCAUGGGCGCCAUGCUUGGAGCAGGAGUGCUUGGCACGCUUAGUGACUGGUUUGGCAGGAGAACAAUGCUCUUGGUGUCUUGUUUGACAACCGCCUGCUUUGGAUUUGCAAGUGCUCUGUCAUACAAUUUGUCCAUGUUUGCAGUCAUGCGGUUCUUUACUGGAUUUGGAUGCUCUGGAAUCGCCGUCAUCACCAACGUCCUGUGUAUAGAAUGGACAGAUAUCAAGCAUCGCUGUACACUGAGUAUUUUAAUAAGCCUGGACUGGAGUGUGAACACAAUGCUGCUUGCUGUUCUGGCCUAUUUAGUAAGGGACUGGAGAUACUUGACAGCCGCAGUAACCACCCCGGCCUUUCUGGGAAUCAUUUGUGCAUGGAUAAUCCCAGAGUCUGCCAGAUGGCUCUUAGGCCAGGGAAACGCCAGCCGUGCACAUUUUUACUUAAGCGAAUGUGCAAAGGUCAACCACAGAGAGCAGUUCAUGGAUCACCUCAAUCCAGAGAAUUUGUCCAAAGUAAUAAUAGCAGACAAUGAAAACAAAAAAUAUUCAGUCCUGGAUUUGGUGAGGACCCCCAGGAUGAGGAGACUGGCUGUGCUUACUGGCACUGUGUGGUUCGGAUUGACAUGCAGUUACUACGGAAUCAGCUUUAAUGUGUCUGGAUUUGGCGUGAACAUUUAUUUGACACAGUUCAUCCAUGGUGCCAGUGAAAUUCCUGCCAAAAUUUUUAUCCUCUUCACUUUGGACACAAUAGGCCGACAAAUAAAUCAGGCUGUUGGACUUUUGCUGACCGGACUGUGUUUGUUAGGCAACAUGCUCAUCCCUCACGACAUGGGGUCUUAUCGGGCAGCUUUGGGGGCAAUGGGCAAGAUGUUUGCCCAAGGAUCUUUUACAGUUUUGUUUCUGUACACAGCAGAACUCUACCCUACAGUCGUAAGGCUAAACGGGAUGGGCUACUGUUCCUUCCUAGCCCGUCUUGGUGUGGCAGUAUGCCCUCUGAUUAAUUUCCUGGACGAGGUGUGGGUCGGUUUACCAAGUCUCAUCUUUUCCCUUAUGGCUUUAGCUGCUGGCACCCUGACCAUGCUUCUUCCUGAGACAAAAAAUGCCCGCCUGCCACAGACUAUUCAGGAUGUGGAGGAGACAAUAUAA